Messenger RNA from Cladophialophora immunda, 2489 nucleotides. RefSeq lists its product as hypothetical. The transcript is spliced from 2 exons. Gene Ontology annotation, molecular function: acyltransferase activity, transferring groups other than amino-acyl groups. Lineage: Eukaryota; Fungi; Ascomycota; Eurotiomycetes; Chaetothyriales; Herpotrichiellaceae. Gene Ontology annotation, cellular component: membrane. Bases 548 to 1678 code for a protein of 376 amino acids. The record is from RefSeq and is a predicted model, not a curated record. Gene Ontology annotation, biological process: polysaccharide biosynthetic process.
GGGACACCCGGGGACCAGCCAGUCGACGCCCGCAGAGACCCUUGCAAGCCACCCUUGUCAUCCACAAUAGGGUCAGACAUCUCACGCCCAAGGCGCCUGAGGCUGAACGACCACCCUUUCCAGCCCGGAAUUUCGCAGAGAAAUACCACGUCGACAGUUCUCAUCCCAUUGCCAUGUCCACCAUCAUCGACCAUCGCCAUGAGCGUCAUGAUGGACAGAGCGAGUCGUGCUCUGCGGCAAUAUGCCUCUUUUCGACUUCCUCCCGAUGUUAAAGAGCGGGCUAUGAAAGAUACCGGCUGGGCCGAUGUAGGUGGCGUUCGCAAAAAAAAUUCAAAAGAGCAACGGCCGUUUAUUGACACUCUAGAACCAGGGCCUACGAGGCAUUGCAGCAGUAUUUGUUGUUUCAUCCCAUGUUGUUAUAUGUUAUGCAAGAGCUCUGGUUCCGCCAUGCUGUGCCUUCUUCAGCGAACAACCAUACCUUUUUCAGCGACCUGUUUUUCGCCUUGUGGCCAGCGGUCACUCAUGGGUGGCCAUUUUCUUCAUCCUUAUGGGCUUCGUCAAUGCAUUGAAGCCCAUUCAACUCGCCAGAAGCGAUCAAGUCGAUAAAGCCCUGCAGAAACUGGCCUCGUCGUCGUUCAGUCGCAUCUUUCGGCUCGUCCUCCCGGCUACUACCGCUACCAUCAUCUCUUGGUUCAUUUGCAAUCUGGAUCUGUAUUCCACGUCGGCACAGAGUGAUGCAUAUUGGCUGUACACAAACACUCCCGAACCUAGCCCCACCUGGAUUGACGCAGUUCUGGAUCUGUUGCACGGUCUGCGGGCGACUUGGACUUAUGGUGACGAAAACGAAUACGAUCAACCCCAGUGGGCUCUUGUGUACCUGCUCCAAGGGAGCAUCAUGAUCAUCAGCGCUUUGUCGCUGGUUGUGACCAUGACCCCUACCUGGCGCACAAUCACCCUGGUUUUUCUGGCGUAUUGGUCUCUGAAUUGGAGCCGCAUGAUUGGAGAUCCCUGGGCUGGUCUCUGCUGCUUUUUAGGCAUUGCCCUGAGUGAACUCAGCCUCUCGGGCAUCCCCAAGCUUUUGGCACCCUACUCACCUUAUAUUUCACCACCUGUCAUUUUGAUUUCUCUCAUCUUCAUGUCGUAUCCUGGUUCCUUUGCUGAAACGGCGUCCUGGUCCCUGUGGCUUCGGGAUUUCGCGACACAGUACUUCCCUUCCGAAGCGACGAGCGCUCUCGAGCGCAUGUACGGCUCUCUGGGCGGCAUUCUUCUUGUCAUUGGUAUUCUCAUCUCCCCCCACGCCCGUUGGAUGUUGAGCCGCCCACCUCUGCUGUGGCUUGGAAAGGUCAGCUUUGCGAUUUAUCUUAUUCAUGGCAUGUUCUUAAGGACCGUCUUCGCAUGGGCACUACACCUCGGCCACUCGAAACAGAUAUUCACCGAACACACACCAGAUGGCGAAGAGUAUCAUGAGGAGCGGUACCCGUUGCCGGGACCUUUCCAACGUGCUCUUGCGACUGUGGUCAUGGCCGCCUGUCUCGGUGUGGCAAGCCACUUCUGGAAUUUGAAAUUGGAGCCGCUUUUUGCAAGAAUCACGGCCAAGCUUGAAGGAAUCGUCACAGGAAAGGUCGAGACAGAGCCCAAGUCCAAUGGAGGCGCCAUCCUUCCGUUGCGCAAGGACUGAAGACGAUUAUGGAGACGAUGCCACAACAUGGCCACGAAAUAUAUGGUUCAAUCUUCGGAUUGGCAAGUUCGCCGGUUGUCACCUUUGGCUUUCAUCCAAACACGACUCGACUCGAACAUCGGCAGGGCACGCGCCGUACUCACCACUUGUAGUGAGAGGGCUUGCUGCGCUCAGGGUAAUUCGACUACGGUGAAAGUCAUGCUGACGCUCAGUGGUCUUCUCGUCUCCUCUCAGACGAGCAUCACCUGCUCAUCUGGAGCGUCAGGACCCAAAGCCGAAACUCCAUGCCGGUCCCUUUGACAAACCCAAGAUGCGUGGCGAGAUCCAUGCCAUUUCUUUCACGGGGGAGGCUGACAUGCUAUGCGAGACAUGCAUCGGAAGAAGCUGAUCCCAAGAUCUAGAGUUAUAAGCAAAUAUUUGUGCCAGAAAUGCAGGAUACAAAAAGCCGGCGGGCGUGACAAGAUUUUGCUGUUAUGAUUUCCAAUCAGACAUACUAUCUAUGUACGGGUGCGCCCAAUGGGGGCGUUUAGUGGACGCUGGCCGGUACACGGGACGGGAAAAUUUUGCUCUUGGGUUCUUGCUAUCGGAAUGGGCAUCGUUAUCUCGGUAUGUGUGGGGAGCUGCACGAGGCUGAAGGAGGAAGUGUUGAGUGAAAGCCUACAGCCCUCCCUCCGCCCAUCACUUCGGACCCUGCAUCUUCAUUUGGUUUUCCUCAGUAUAGCCUUCGGUGUCCGUUCAGACACGGCAUACCCGUAAGUUCUAGUUUCUCCAUGGACCGUGGACGGAUUCCGGUCCCUCUUCUACGCAUGAG